AAGUGCUCUAGUGGCUGUUUCGCUUACUUUAUCUCCCGUUUUUAGUGUCAAUUGUGAUAUCCGAAUGAUGGCCAAACGAAUGAAGCUGAGUUUCUCGAUAGAUCAGAUCCUGGGUCUCCAUGAGACAUUGAAGCAGGAAGCGGCAGAAGAAGAUGAAAAAGAACGAUGCACCCUGAAGGAAGAAAGAUUGGACUUGGCUUCUCCUGGCAUGGACAACCGACUUACUGCUGAAUACAGAUCUCCCUCUCUUCCCUCGCCUGGUUCUGAUGGCUUUAACGACUGUAGUGAUGACGAUUUCAAGAACAGGAAAAGGAAACGUACCCGAACCACUUUUUCAUCUGCUCAGGUUUACGAACUAGAAAAGAAGUUCCAAAGAUGUCAGUAUUUGAGUGCGGUAGAUCGACUGAAUCUUGCUGCAGCCCUCUCUAUGAGCGAUGUGCAGGUUAAACGUUGGUUCCAAAACCGAAGAUGUAAAGAGAGACACCGGGCUGAAGAUCUGCAAAAGAUCCAGCGAUCUCCACUUCUAUUUUACCAGCAACCAUAUCUCGGAGCAGCAGCAGACGCCCUGAUCCUCCAGAACCACAUAAGGACCCUCGUGCAACUCGGGAACUGGAGCACCCCUUCCUGAACAAGUCAAGUUGAUCUUAUUUGAUCUAAUUCCUGGUCUACUUCUGUGAUAAAGAUAGAACUUUGGGCAAAGACUUAUGACCUUAAUAAUUGAGCUUAGCGUUUUGUUUGGAAGAUUAAGUUUAACAAUCGUAGAACAUUACGGUAAAUUUUGUGACAACACCUUUUUCUGUAGCGAUUUUUUGAGUUUUGACGGAUUAUUUUGAUUCAGAUUAAAUUGUUUUUUGUGGACUUUUGAUUAUAAAUUUCAAUCAGUUACGUUUAUUGAAGGAAACGUUUAAUUUUUCCAAUUUAAACAGUGCACAGUUUUACAGACAUAACUACGGGGCCAGUACUUGCUUUUAAAGACACUUUGUUUCAAAUUUUCUCACAGGUAUAAUAUUUUUACACACGACUCGUGGUCACACGGCGGAUCAGUUAGUGGUGACACUGGAAAUCUAAUGUCCGGUUAUUAGCUCAUAUGAUAUGUGUUAGCUCAGUUCUCAGUAGAUUUUAAGAAGCUUGACUCGCCAAGUUUAAACAAUAGGUGCUGUUUCUGAGUUUCCAAUAAGUCUGUCCGUGUUUUGUACGAGCUUACUGUGAAAUGAGAGAGAGAGAGUUUUAUCAGUAGAUCACAUUGGAGGAGAGAAGGAGAAGUAGUGCUUGAGAAGAGACAAAUAGUUGCAGUCAGCAGGGCACCAUAUCCGCUGAGCUCAUCCAACUUCAGUGUCUACUUGCGGGGCGAUUUUUAGUCUUUCUUGUACUUCACACCAGGGAAAUUAUUCAAUAUUGCCAGGAAAAGUAAGAUGUUUAAAACAGGUGUUUUGUCAUGCUGCUCCGGGGCCAUGGUGGGUUGGGAAAAUUAGGCGUGUGCUUCGUGACAUGUACCAUGAUCAGAGACAGAUGAUUACAAUGUGUGAAGACCUAUUUAUUUCGCUUUUGUUUUGUAAAUACUUUUAAUACUUGUAAACC
Messenger RNA from Bolinopsis microptera, 1578 nucleotides. RefSeq names its product retinal homeobox protein Rx-A-like. Lineage: Eukaryota; Metazoa; Ctenophora; Tentaculata; Lobata; Bolinopsidae. Gene Ontology annotation, molecular function: RNA polymerase II cis-regulatory region sequence-specific DNA binding; DNA-binding transcription factor activity, RNA polymerase II-specific. Bases 65 to 628 code for a protein of 187 amino acids. Gene Ontology annotation, biological process: cell differentiation; regulation of transcription by RNA polymerase II. The transcript has 5 exons. Gene Ontology annotation, cellular component: nucleus. The record is from RefSeq and is a predicted model, not a curated record.